AUGGGAGGAAGUGAAUCAGUAACAACAACAACAACUACCGAUAGGCCCGACUGGACCAUCGUGUGGCACUUCUGGUUCUUUAACUUCGAGCGCCCUGGGGCCACCGUCUUCAUCGCUGGCGUUAGCAUAGUACACUCCUUGUUCCACGUCCCACAUUUGCUGCUGUACCGGCGGCUUGGCAUACUCACGGCUUUCUGGAGUAUCGUCGGCAUAGGACUCCUCUGGGGAGCUAUCACGGAGGAAGAGAUACUGUAUGAUAUCUGGAUCUGGUACUCAUCGGUCUACGUGCCAGUGAUGCUGAUCAUUACGUGCAUCGUGUUGGCCGCGUCAGUCUGGGCCAUGAACCUCAAGCCACUGCGGGCAUUCUUUUCCUUAAUUGCUGUGAUUUUCUAUCUGUUUAUGUUCUACUGCGUAAUAUUCGUGCAAGCUGAGAAGCGGAAGAUCUUCUCGACAACGACGCACACAACGACAACAACGACGCCGUGUCCCUGGUGUCCCACCUGCACGACGCCAAAGUGCACCACACCGUCCACACCCAAGAAGAUCUUACGCUCGCUAACGAUGAUUGUGAAGGUUUUAGACAGAAUUUGAAGGUGCUGGAGGAUG
Messenger RNA from Leguminivora glycinivorella, 606 nucleotides. RefSeq lists its product as uncharacterized. Bases 1 to 591 code for a protein of 196 amino acids. Lineage: Eukaryota; Metazoa; Arthropoda; Insecta; Lepidoptera; Tortricidae. The transcript is spliced from 5 exons. The record is from RefSeq and is a predicted model, not a curated record.